AUGAAAAGCGACCUGUCAUUUCUGGUCUCCUAUGACACGAUCAGCAAGGUGGAAAGCUUCCUCGACAAGCUUCUUCCGGCAGGAAAAGAAUAUGAAAGGAUGGACCUGAUCACCCAUGACUGGCGGGCCUCUUUCAAAUCAUUUCGAAAGAUGAAGAAUAACGAGAACAACAAGCAGAACCACAACACCAGCCAGUCCGGCCACGUCGGCCACUCUAUCCUCCGCCUCAUCUCCCUCACCACCGCCAUCGCCAGCCGUCAACCCGGCUCCUACGACGUAGCAUCAAAACCCGGCAUAACCGGCACCUGGAUCAAAACAAUCUACCGCCUCAUCGCCCACUCCGACACCUCCGCCCCAAAGUUCCUGUCCAUCCUGACCGACAACAGCGACGCGGACGACAGACUCCGCUACCUGUCCGAGGUGAUCAGCCUCCUCCAGUCUCUCCACCGCUACGCCAGAGACAGGCUGAGCAAGCCGUUUGAUCCAAUGGAGUUGGACGAAGAAGAACUCGAGGAUCUGAAGCGUCAGAUGAUGGUUCUGCAAGCCAUGUCCGAGCCCGAGGCGAGGACGGCUCUCGCGCCCGUGAUGGAGAAGACGGAAACAGACUUGGAGUGGGAAGCGCUGCAGGAGAGCACGACAUGUCAGGAAAGCCAGAGAGCCUGCGACUGGUUGCAACGCAAAGUCAUCAGGCAGUUGCUGCGGGGGGAGGAAGAAUUGGAACAACUUCGUUGA
Messenger RNA from Podospora pseudocomata, 732 nucleotides. RefSeq lists its product as uncharacterized. The transcript is spliced from 3 exons. The record is from RefSeq and is a predicted model, not a curated record. NCBI's taxonomy places the organism in Eukaryota, Fungi, Ascomycota, Sordariomycetes, Sordariales, Podosporaceae. The coding region runs from base 1 to 732 and encodes 243 amino acids.